UACAAAUAUUAGAAAUCACAAUACGUAAUGUAAAAGAAGAUACAUUUUAUUUAUUUGGAGAAAGUUAUUAUGCGUGCACAAGUUGAAAACUAUAGUGAAUGAAUGACGUCAUGGGUCUUGAAGAUACUGAAAAUGAAUAUUUAUCUUCAAACUUCUUCAAGGUUGGACGUAUGCGUGAGAGCAAUGUCCCUCAAGAUACGCAACUUCGAUUGCGUAAAUCUCCACGUAAGAGAUUCAAGAUAGUUCAAACAUCAGUGUCACUCGUGAUCGAGCAAUUGAAGAACAUCUUUCGAUAUCCUAGCAAUUUUAUGUCGCAGAUACGAAUACGUCGAAACUGGCGUCCGGAAUUCUUAACGAGAUAUCUUUGCGAUAAUCAACGCGAUUAUAACGGUGAAUAUAAUAUGUUGCGACAUGAUAAAAGAAGUUUCGUUUUGGAAGCCCCCAGAAUCUACUCUAUUGGUUUGCAUUUCGCGAAAGAUUUGAGCGAAAACGAUGGUCUCUCAAGCUCAUAUGAUGCAAUAAGAAACUUUAAGAAACGUCUUAAUAUUAUUCGCAGGCCAAUCAUGUGCAAAUAUUGGGAUGCACAGUCAAACUUAUCAGCGGAUAUAUCUUUUGAAGUGCACACAAAUCACCAAACAGUGAUAAUCGGUUGUACAGAUUCCGCAAAGAUUAUCUCUAGAUGUGAUCAGAAUAAAAAAAGUAAUCAUGAUUCCCAUCGUGAUCAAUCAUAUAAAUAUAUUGAAAGGAAGGAAGAUGGCGAUACAUCAGAUACUUUACAAAACGAUUACACUUCUGGCGAUUGCUCUUUUAUUCGUGACAACUUUAAAAAUCUCCCUGUAAAAAAAAACCACAAAUGCGUUAAUUCUUGCAUGACUAAAGAUGCACAAAUUCAAACUUCGAGCAGAAAGAGUUUACGGCGAAGAAAAACAAAGAGGAGAUCGAGGUUAAUGACCGAGAAGAUUUGUCAUCGCCAACAUUGCGAUGACGAGAGUCAGACAAUCGCCACGGGUUUGCAUAACUCAAGCGGAAGAAGCCAUCGUGAUGAACCGUGGCUAUGUGUUCGACUUCUGGAGAGCAAGCGCGCCGAGUAUAUCAAUAAAUUCACGGCCGUGAAUCGGCAGAUAGAGGAGAUAACGGCAACGUUACGGGAAACCUGCUGCAGCGACGAGAAUUUGCGAAGUAAUCCAGAAAAUUGUGGAGGACACUUUUCAUCGACAUGCGUCGACACGAAAGUAAAUACGAUACGGGAUGAGAGUAGGUCGACAAUUGCGAAAGGAAAAAAUAUGUUAGAGGAAAAGGGCGAUUUAUUAAAUGUUAAAAGAACUACCGGAGAAUCGAGAAAUGACCGAAAUAAACAUACGCAAGAGAUAUCGCACAUUGAUAAUCUUAAUAAUGGAACAGUCUCAAAGAAUACCAUUGCCUCGACGGGAAAUCCUGAAAAGAUUCCACACUUUUUUUUCGGAUGUGAUUCCGCUCGAGCGUUCGCGAUAAAGGAGAUGGUUCAUCCUUCAAAUAAAACUUUCAAGAGUAAGACGAAAGUAAAAGGUCGCUUCGUCAAACGCACUCCCUCCGACUUGGAUUUAAUAAAGGAUGACGAUGACGAGUUUCAAGAAUUCUCGAUUGAAAAUGAAUCUUUCGAUGAAGUUUGUCCGAAAAAUGAUUUUGCAAUUUCAAGGGAUGAUAAACAUACGAGAGACUUAACUGCGGGACUUGCUGAUUUGGAAGAAGCGAGAUAUCGCAAGAAAAUCGUCGAGGAGAAGAUAGGCGAGGUGGCCAUCUUGGAAAACAUUAAGAAGAGGAUAGACAGAGACUUUGACGAUCCUCCGUCUGAGAAGAGCGAAAACGACACGGAAGAUUUUUUUACUAUUUCUCAAAAAAGUAGUAAUCUCCAUCGUCGGUUUUAUGAUGUAGCUCCCAGUUCAGAAAAUGUGAUAUCACUUAUGAGGGUUAAAAAAUCUAAGUCCAUGCCGAUGAUUGCAUCGAGAUCAACAAAUUUCGAUUCAACGCAAUUUUGUAACCCGAUAUCGACUGACGUUAUGAGCGAAUACUUGAGCAAAAAUUCCACAAUUUCUAAAUAUUUCUCUUGCAUGCGGAUUCCAAGCCUGAUUUCGUCCACAAAGAACGAAAACAAAUCUGCUGUUGAGACUGUAAAUAAGAGUACAAUUGAUUCGAGUUCACGUUCAAACUAUCUUUACUAUGAUUGUUCUUAUUCAAACUUAAGUCUGAACUCACUUUCGAACUUGGACUCAAAUUUAGGUCGUUCGUAUUCCAACCCGGAAUACAUCGCGCGGCGUGAUCCAUCCGCGCAAUACACCCCGUCAAAUAAAUGUUUAAUCGAAACGAUGAACGAACCGAUCGACACGUUUGAGAUAUCCGAAGAUCGAGAAGGUUCCGCGGACAAUAAAAUAUAUGAUUGCGAACGUCGCAUUAUCGGAGCGAGUAAGAGAGAAGGGAAAGAAUCGUAUUUCGAACCUGAGAAACGAUACGCGGCCGAUUCCACGUUUGAAACGUCAAAGUUGUCGAGGUACGUUGGUUCGACAGAUUCGGGUGUGUUCAGUUCGUCUUUGAUCGAUCUCUACCCCCCUGAGAGCUCCUUCGACAUCGGUAAACCGGAGUUUAAAAGGAAAUGCUGCGCCAAAAAGCUCGACAAGUCGUCAAUUGUCGAUUCUGAUUCGGAGAGCAGUUGCACCGAUGACACGCUCGAUCGGAAAGUGAAUGACGUUGUGAGGAAUCUCACGAAGAAUCUGAUACUUUGCGAGAGAAGGGCGAAGAUGAGACUCAAGGCGAGAGACGCGUAUCACUCUCGGGAUAUAUUGUCAAGCGCUUGCAAACUGAAUGAAUGUCUCGUCGAUACUCGCUGCGACUUCUUCAGUUCGUCUCGACAGCUCAACGAAGAUGAGAGAAUCACGAGUAUCUCCACGCCAUCGCUCUUAUCGCUAUCGGACUCCGACAUUGAAGAUUGCGAAUUAAGACGUCAACAUCUUUUUUGUUGAUUUAGAUACGAAUCCACGUAUAAGUAUAAUAAUGUAAAAAAAAGACAUUAUUUUAAUUACACUUUUAUUAUACAAUUCAAUUUAGUAAAUUUGGACAUUUGACGAUA
Molecule: messenger RNA, 3100 nt
Organism: Pogonomyrmex barbatus (red harvester ant)
Lineage: Eukaryota; Metazoa; Arthropoda; Insecta; Hymenoptera; Formicidae
Source: RefSeq, a predicted model, not a curated record